Molecule: messenger RNA, 406 nt
Organism: Bombyx mandarina (wild silkworm)
Lineage: Eukaryota; Metazoa; Arthropoda; Insecta; Lepidoptera; Bombycidae
Product: U6 snRNA-associated Sm-like protein LSm2
Biological process (GO): mRNA splicing, via spliceosome
Cellular component (GO): U4/U6 x U5 tri-snRNP complex; precatalytic spliceosome; U6 snRNP
Molecular function (GO): RNA binding
Source: RefSeq, a predicted model, not a curated record
CCCAAGCCAAAUUACUGUUUCAGCGCGUUUUCAAACAAACAAAACGAAAAAUGUUGUUUUACUCGUUUUUCAAAUCGUUAGUCGGUAAGGAUGUAGUCGUCGAGCUGAAAAAUGACCUCAGCAUAUGUGGGACGUUGCAUUCUGUGGAUCAAUAUCUCAAUAUAAAGCUUUCGGAUAUAAGCGUGAUUGACUCUGAAAAGUAUCCUCAUAUGUUAUCAGUGAAAAAUUGUUUUAUAAGAGGCUCCGUGGUUCGAUACGUACAACUGCCGGCUGAUGAGGUAGACACCCAGCUUCUCCAGGAUGCCGCUAGAAAGGAGGCGACCGUUUCAACAAGAUAGAACUUAACCUAACCUACAACUUCAAUUUAAAGUGUACAUAUUAAUAUAAGCUUAAGUUUCUUAAUAAA